Messenger RNA from Brassica oleracea var. oleracea, 1428 nucleotides. RefSeq names its product O-acyltransferase WSD1-like. The transcript is spliced from 7 exons. The record is from RefSeq and is a predicted model, not a curated record. Bases 1 to 1428 code for a protein of 475 amino acids. Gene Ontology annotation, biological process: triglyceride biosynthetic process. Gene Ontology annotation, molecular function: long-chain-alcohol O-fatty-acyltransferase activity; diacylglycerol O-acyltransferase activity. NCBI's taxonomy places the organism in Eukaryota, Viridiplantae, Streptophyta, Magnoliopsida, Brassicales, Brassicaceae. Gene Ontology annotation, cellular component: plasma membrane.
AUGAAAGAGAGAAUCACGGAGGAGGAGCCGCUCAGCCCGAUGGCGCGUGUAUUUCAAUCGCCAGACGUGGACUACUGCGUCGUCACCAUCAUGGGCUUCAAAACCAAGAUUUGUCCAGACGUCCUUAUUGAUGCCUUGAAGCAUAAUGUCUCCAAGCUUCCUCGUUUCUCCACUAAACUGACAGAGGAUGGUUCAAAAUGGAUAGAGACUCAAGUCAAUGUAGAAGACCAUGUAGUUGUACCAUACAUAGACCCAGGAGAGAUAGGUGAAGAUGGACAAGGCUUUGUCGAUGACUAUAUCUCACGUCUCACGAUGAUUCCUCUCGAUAGAUCAAGACCCUUGUGGGACAUGAACAUCCUUAACGUCAAAACAUCAGAUGCUGAAGCGGUCGGUGUAAUUAGAUCUCACCAUUCAUUGGGAGAUGGAACGUCCUUGAUUUCCCUCAUGCUUGCAUGUACCCAUAAGACAUCAGACCCAGAAGAUACUUCUAUUCCUUCCUUGAAACGGCGUGAAACGGUGCUUAGAAAUCAAGGCUGGUUCUUAAGGUCGAUGUUCAUCAUUGGUUCUACAGCGAGACUGCUUUGGAACACACUUUUAGAUAUGUUGCUUCUUUUGGCUACUAUGUUUUUUUUGGAGGAUUCAAAGACGCCUCUAAAAGUUGGUGAAGAUGUCGGGAGGAAUCCAAAAAUAUUUUAUCACAGAGCUAUCUCUUUGGAUGACAUAAAACUUAUAAAAAACGCUAUGAAUAUGACUAUCAACGAUGUUCUAGUCGGAGUAACGCAGGCCGCUCUUUCUCGUUACUUGAACCGACUAUAUGGGAACAAGAAAGAAGAAGAGAACGGAACACUGACAUCGUAUCCGAACCAUCUUCCAGAUAGACCACGUUUCCGUGCAGCUUGUACAGUAAACAUGAGGUCGAACAUCGGAUCCAAGCCUUUGGCAGAUAUGAUGGCCAAGGAUUCUAAAUGCAGAUGGGGAAACUACUUCGGCUUUAUCAUCUUGCCUUUUCACAUGGGUUUACAAACCGAUCCAUUGGUCUAUCUAAAACUAUCCAAAUCCAUGAUGGCUCGAAAGAAGCAUUCUUAUCACGCUUUACUAGUGUAUUUUAGUAUCAAAAUCGCCAUAAAAGUGUUUGGAACUAAGGCAGCAGCAACAAUAUUGAACCGACCCGUGAAGAAUUUAACUACAUGCGUUUCAAAUAUCAUUGGUCCCAUGGAGGAAAUCAGUUUCCGUGGCCAUCCUAUCACUUAUAUCGCUUUAAGCUCUUACGGACACUCACAACCGUUGUUGGUACAUUACGUAAGUUAUGCGGGGAAGAUGAUAAUCUCGUUAGCGGUUGAUCCUACAAUCAUACCGGAUCCUCACAAGAUAUGUGAUGAUAUGGAAGUGUCACUCAAGUCAAUGAAAGCUGCUCUUUCUGAAUCGUGA